Alexandromys fortis (reed vole) is the source of this 936-nucleotide messenger RNA. Its product is annotated as olfactory receptor 149-like. The record is from RefSeq and is a predicted model, not a curated record. NCBI's taxonomy places the organism in Eukaryota, Metazoa, Chordata, Mammalia, Rodentia, Cricetidae. The coding region runs from base 1 to 936 and encodes 311 amino acids. The transcript has a single exon. Gene Ontology annotation, biological process: G protein-coupled receptor signaling pathway. Gene Ontology annotation, cellular component: membrane. Gene Ontology annotation, molecular function: G protein-coupled receptor activity; olfactory receptor activity.
AUGAGAAAUCUCUCUGUGGUGACUCAGUUUGUCCUGCUCGGCAUCCCACAUACAGAGGGUCUGGAGACCGCACUCUUUGUUCUGUUUUUGUGUUUCUACAUUUUCACCCUGGUGGGGAAUCUGCUCAUACUCCUCGCAAUUGUCUCCUCCACUCGGCUUCACACACCCAUGUACUUCUUCCUCUGCCAGCUGUCUGUGUGUGAUGUAUUUUUUCCUUCAGUGAGCUCUCCCAAGAUGCUGUUCUACCUCUCAGGAAAUAGCCGAGUCAUCUCCUAUGCAGGCUGUGUGAGCCAGCUCUUCUUUUACCAUUUCCUGGGUUGUACAGAAUGUUUCCUGUACACAGUAAUGGCCUAUGACCGUUUUGUGGCCAUAUGCCACCCUCUAAGGUACUCAACAAUCAUGAACUACAAGGUAUGUGCCGUCCUGGCAAUAGGGACAUCAUUUUUUGGCAGUAUUCAGGCUACGUUUCUGACCACUCUCACUUUCCAGUUGCUCUACUGUGGUCCCAAUGUGGUGGACUACUACUUCUGUGAUAUCCCUGCUAUGUUAAAGCUUGCUUGUGCAGACACAUCAGCCCUGGAGAUGGUGGGGCUCAUCAGUGUGGGCCUGAUGCCCCUCAGCUGCUUCCUUCUCAUCCUCACCUCCUACAGCUGCAUCCUCUGCUCCAUUCUGAAAAUCCGAUCUGCUGAGGGCCGGCAUAGAGCCUUCUCCACCUGCAGUGCCCACCUCACUGCCAUCCUCCUCGCCUUUAUGCCAGUGGUCCUCAUAUACCUCCAGCCUACUCCCAAUCCCUGGCUUAAUGCAGCUGUUCAGGUCUUGAAUAACCUGGUCACACCUAUGCUUAAUCCUUUGAUCUAUAGCCUGAGAAAUAAGGAAGUAAAAUCUUCUCUGAAGAAAGUGGUACAGCAAGUGUCAGUUCUGUCUAAGAAGAGAUAG